Messenger RNA from Amborella trichopoda, 1140 nucleotides. The record is from RefSeq and is a predicted model, not a curated record. Lineage: Eukaryota; Viridiplantae; Streptophyta; Magnoliopsida; Amborellales; Amborellaceae.
AUGAGCAAGUAUACAUUCUUUAACCAAUGUCGAUCCUUAUCGGUAAACGGUUUGGCUGAAGCCAUUGUUCUCCAUCCGCAAUUAAAAAUAGAAUUUUCCCUAGCAUACCCAAGGGAAUACCUUCUUUCAAGAUUGGAGUCUAGAAGCAUUGUUGAACAAUUGUGGCCUGGUGAUGAAAGCAACCACAAGUACUUGGAGUUAGCAAGACUUGACUUUAAUUAUCUACAGAAGCUUUAUGCAGAAGAGAUCCAAGAAGUAGUUAGUUGGUGGGAAGACGCAGGCUUUACGAAGAUUGAAUUUGCAAGAGAAGGGGUUGUGAAGAGUUAUUUCACUGUAGCUGCUGCCAUAUAUGAACCAAAAUACAAAAAAUUCCGAGUCGAGUACACGAAAUUUGGGACCAUGGCCGCUCUUAUGAACGACAUCUACGACCUCAAAAGCAACCGCCCUGAAGAUUUGAGGCUCUUAACUAAGGCAAUCCAUAGAUGGGAUCCUUCAAUACUCAACGGUCUACCAAAACAUAUGGGUGUUUUCUUUGACGGCCUCAAUGCAGCAAUUAUUAAUGUCGCUGAAGAAUCACGCACAGUACAAGGGCGCAAUGUCAUUCACUUAAUAAGAGGAGUGGAAGCAGAAUGGAGGCAUUCGGGGUGCAUACCCUCCUUGGAGGAAUAUCAAAUGGUGGCUAACCUUAGCAUUUCUACCAGCGUCACCGUCUUGAGUCCGAUAUUCAUCAUAGGAGAAGUCAUAUCUGACGAGAUGCUACGGUUGGUGGGUCAAUGCUCAAGAUUUCUCUAUCACAUUGGACGCAUUUGCCGACUUAGCAAUGACAUUGUAACCUCGGAUAGGGAAGAGCGUUCAGGCAAGAUGGCAUCAAGCAUCGGAUGCUUCAUGAAAGAUCACCCCGGGAGCACCAAGGCCGAAGCCAUGGCUCAUUUGCAGGGUUUAAUCGAAUCAAGCACUCGAGAAUUGGAAUGGCAACUGUUUGAGUUGAAAGGGAUUGUGCCUGACUCUGUUAUUCGUGCACUUAUAAACUUUGGAAGAACCAUGGCUCUCCUUUACAAGAACUCGGAUGGCUUUAACAGCGUCUCCGAUCGAGGAUUGGAGCAACUACUGAUGGAUUUUCUCUAUAAGCCACUUCCUUAA